Messenger RNA from Glycine soja, 759 nucleotides. RefSeq lists its product as uncharacterized. The transcript has a single exon. The record is from RefSeq and is a predicted model, not a curated record. Lineage: Eukaryota; Viridiplantae; Streptophyta; Magnoliopsida; Fabales; Fabaceae. Bases 50 to 601 code for a protein of 183 amino acids.
CCUUGCUGUGUGCUGAUUAGCUGUGGUUGUUGUCUUAUCCGCCAGUGGCAUGGUUGCCCCUGAAGACUUCGCCUUUGUGCUCUUCUCCAUAAUCUACAUGUACUUCUUAUCAAAGAUGGCUUUCCCAUCUCUUCUCCCAUCAAAGGAGGAACCUUUAGUUUUCAACCCAAAAAACAAGGUCCUUGCCCUCUAUGUGUUUGUAGGGGCCAUCAUUGGACUUUAUGCCCCAAUAGCUUAUAUUUUAGAGGGAAUAUUUGAGGGUGACAAAGAAGGGAUCAAAGCAGCUGCACCCCAUGUUUUUCUCUUGUCCAGCCAAGUCUUCAUGGAAGGUGUGGCAUUCUCUGGCAGGUUCUCAACUCCAAUGAGAGCUUUUGUGCCUGUCUUUUACAACUCAAGGAGGAUUUUCACCAUUGUGGAUUGGCUUAGGAGUGAGAUCAACAAGGUUAAUGAAGUGCACAGUGGGUCUGAUAGGAGGAUCUUUGUUGGGAGGGUACUUGCUGUGGCUAACAUGGCCUUCUGGUGUUUCAAUUUGUUUGGAUUUCUGUUGCCUGUUUAUCUUCCAAAAGUUUUUAGGUUGUAUUACGCUGGUCACAAAGACUGAUCAAGGACAAGGAAGGUUGUUAAAUGUUUUGAUAGAGUAUCAUGUAGUUUUCUUUUGGUGUGUAAUGUCUUGAACCAUAAUUUACUGUUGGUUAUUGUAUGAUAUUUUCAUAGUAACUGUAUUUGCUUGUGUAGAUAUAUACCCUCUCUUGUGUGGCA